Dendrobium catenatum is the source of this 755-nucleotide messenger RNA. RefSeq names its product AAA-ATPase At3g50940-like. Gene Ontology annotation, molecular function: ATP hydrolysis activity; ATP binding. The transcript has a single exon. NCBI's taxonomy places the organism in Eukaryota, Viridiplantae, Streptophyta, Magnoliopsida, Asparagales, Orchidaceae. The annotation marks the transcript as partial. The record is from RefSeq and is a predicted model, not a curated record.
UUUGGGCCUCCUGGAACGGGUAAAUCGACCUUGAUUGGUGCCAUGGCGAAUUACCUCAAAUUUGAUAUCUAUGAUCUGAACCUCAGGGAGGUUCGAAUGAACUCUGGGCUUAAUAGGCUGCUUGUUUCAAUGAAGAACAAAUCACUGCUUGUUAUUGAAGACAUUGACUGUUCCAUUGAUUUUAAGAACAGGAAUAAUGAUAAAAAGAAUGAAACCAACAAGUCUCGUAAUGAUGAGAUAAGCCUUUCUGGAUUGCUGAACUUCAUUGAUGGGCUGUGGUCGACAAGCGGCGAGGAGAGGAUCGUCGUAUUUACAACUAAUUAUAAAGAAAAGCUUGAUCCUGCAUUGCUGAGACCUGGAAGGAUGGAUAUGCAUAUAAAUAUGGGUUAUUGUGGGCCAAAUAGUUUCAGGAUUUUAGUAUCUAAUUACCAUGCCAUUGAUGAGCAUCUCAUGUUUGAGGAGAUUGAAGGGUUGUUGAAAGAGGUGGAGGCCACGCCGGCUGAAGUUGCAGAGCAAUUGAUGAGAAGUGAUGAUGUUGAUGUUGCUUUGGAGGGUCUGAUCCAGUUUCUGCGUGGAAAGAGGGACGAAGAUCAGGGAAAUGAAGGAAACGGAGAAGAUGAUAAAGAUGAAAAAUUGGUACUUGUCGAGAAGGAAGAAGAACGAUUGGAGAGCAGUGUGGAGGAUCAGUAAGCUGAAGAAGUAAUUGUUGGAGCUGUAAAUUGCUGAGAGAAUUACUACGGCUUUAUUUGGGAUAA